Messenger RNA from Ceratina calcarata, 11077 nucleotides. It is a transcript of the gene dom, whose product is annotated as domino helicase. Gene Ontology annotation, cellular component: Swr1 complex. Lineage: Eukaryota; Metazoa; Arthropoda; Insecta; Hymenoptera; Apidae. The coding region runs from base 1350 to 10337 and encodes 2995 amino acids. Gene Ontology annotation, biological process: chromatin remodeling. The transcript is spliced from 24 exons. The record is from RefSeq and is a predicted model, not a curated record. Gene Ontology annotation, molecular function: histone binding; ATP hydrolysis activity; ATP binding.
UUAGCAUACGUUGCUUCACUAGACCGUGCGCAUGUGUUCGCUACGUGGCCAUGUAUCUCUAUGAAUUUGGUUAGGGAAAGAGACGUUGGCUGAUGCCAAAGGCGACCACAUGAAGAUCGACGAAAGAGUAAGUUAAAAUACUUUCCUUUUUCACUAUUAUUUGCUCUCGUACCAGAAAUAUUAACUUAUAAUGGAACUUGGUUAAUAGACACGUGGUGUAAUUUCAAUGUAGGUGUAUAGAUCGUAGAUGUAGAUAGUAGAUGUAUACGUAUAUGUAUGUAUUCGUAUUCAACGUAUAUAGUUGAAUGUUAAGUUCAUUAAAAUUUUAUCAAAAGGAAUGUUUCAUUAAUACAUUAUUCUACGAACACUUCUUAACUGUAAAGAAUUGGUACAAGGAAUUGGGAAUUAAUAUUUAAUUAUGUAAUUAAUGCGUUAUCAAGUAAACGGACCACGUGGUCGGCGGCUGUAAGCAAAAAGUGUAAAUGUUUAAGGAGAUGGCUAUAUAAUUCUACGGUAUCAGUUUGUUUGGAUAAUGAGUUGAAUCGAAACGUUGGGAUAGCGACUUCGUAUCUAUUAUCAGGAAUCUAAAAUGAUGUAAUGCUAUUUGUAAUGUAUGUAUGCCCAUAUUUGUCGAUUGCUGGAUUCCAUAAAACUGUCGUUAAAAGAUGAUAUAAAGUUCGUACUAGAAAACAAUUCUAAACCAGACGUUCUAAACUUUUAUCGGAUAUUUUGUGAAUAAUCAUUAGUAAGUGAUGAUACAUUUAAGUAAAGAUCAGACAGCAGUAGUUUAACGUUUUCUAUAAAAAUUGUUCACGAAUCUAAUCCGAGCCUCGAUAUAAUAAAUGGUACAGCCCAGUUGUUAAUAAUUGUAGUGCAUUUAAUCAUGCUUGCGAUAGCAGAUUUUUGUGGAAUGCUUUUACUUCCAAGAAUAAUAGUUACUGAUUUGAGUUGUUAGUCGGAAAAGGAGUCCUUUUAAUAUUUUUACCGUCGACCAAUGGGAGCGGUUCGACGCUGCCACGUUGCCAAGUAUCCGGUCCGGUUCGACCAAUCGUAGACCCGGCGAGCGGUCGGAGCGGCAUCUCUCCGUGGCUUGUAUAAACGUGAAGUAGCCAGCAGCUUUCGGCCUGGUCGCGGUCGAAAUUUGUCGGGAGCCGUCGCCAUGUUUAGAAGUGUGUGCGUCCUUGAGCGAGUCGAGCGAAAAUGUUCUGUAAAAUAUUAGAUAUAGCUCAUGCACUGUACAUUACGUGAGGUACCUAAUUGCGAUUUAAUGCUCGCCGAUCACGGGUGUAACAAUUAUUUUCGUGGAUGGCUCGCCUACGUCGUAGAAUUUUGUGAUUACAUUAUGUGUAAUGAGUGAUAAGGAGACUACACCUAUUUUACCGCCCCUAAACGGGGGUGGAGGAAACAAUGGGGGUAGUAGCGGAGGUACACCACAACAAACUGUUAAUCUGCAACAAGUCCUUGCUUCUGCUCAAGGACUUAAUGUCCUCACCACCGGUGCUGGACAGCAAUUUGUUAUUACUUCGCAGGUUCCUGGUCUCACACAGGUUCUACCAAAUAAUGCAACGACAAAUGCAAGCAUUCAACAAGUCGGCGUUACAAGAAUCGUUAACAUCAGUGGGACGCCUCCGUGUACAAGCGUGGGGAUCGCAGGUGCAAGCAGUUCGCCUCUCGCUUCCCCUAAUAGACAAGUUUCGCCUAAAGUUGUUUUAGCAACAUCCCCGAAGCUUGUUCGAACAUCGAUUGGAAAUAUAUUCGUUGCACCGACUUCUCAAGCUUCCAUGCAAUCACCGCCUGCCAGGAAAAAGCUGAAGUUAGCGGAUUCCACUGAUGUACCAACUAUGAUCGCCGACGACGCGAUGAGUUACACGAGGAGGAUCAUGGAGCAUAAAAUGAAGAGGAUGCGUGCAAUACGAGAGAAAUACGCAGAGAAUGCAUCAGAAUUAUUCUUUCUCCAUGCCGGGGGCAAUAUGAUGGAUUAUCAAACUUGGAGGAAAAGGCCGCCGACACCUCAAUAUCUGCAUUUUUUACGCCAACAUAGAUUAGAUCCGGAAGACGACGACGAAGAUUUAACAGCCCCACUGCCAGCAAUAACUGAAAUUCCGUUAACACCGAGUACCACGCCAACGACAGUUUCAACAAUAGUUCCUGUGAGUCAGUGUGCAGAAGUCAAAAUUACUGUUGCUCCGGUCGCAGUGUCGACGACGUUGCCUGCUGCCGUAGCCCAACUAAGCCAGCAAGGGAACGCUCCGAUAGUUACAAGUUCGCCAAAAUCUGUAACAACUGUGGCAAGUCCAGUGACGGAUAAACCUAGCACAAUAGCUACAACUGUAACAACAACUGUUACCACUAUGACCACCCCUACUCUUACCCUCACCGAAACUAUAACUACCACUACUAAUACUACUGUUACUACCGUUACUACUACUACUGCUACGACAAAAGCAUCUUCGAUGCCUAUCUUAUCUACUCAGCCAGUCGUCAAGCUCGUGAAGUUACCUGCCUCCACCGCGACUACCACGUGUGAUACCACAAAUAAUCAAGAGCAAAUAGUAGAAAAAGCGAAACAGGAAGCUUACGUCAUGCAGAGGAUCGCGGAACUGCAACGUGAAGGUUUGUGGUCGGAGAGAAGGUUACCUAAAGUGCAAGAACCGGCUCGUACGAAGGCACAUUGGGAUUACUUAUUGGAAGAAAUGGUCUGGCUGGCUGCUGAUUUUGCUCAAGAGCGAAAGUGGAAGAAGGCAGCAGCAAAGAAGUGUGCGCGUAUGGUACAGAAGUAUUUCCAGGAGAAGGCGAUUCAAGCGCAGAAGGCCGAGAAAUCGCAGGAGCUUCGAUUGAAGAAGAUCGCCGGGUUCAUCGCUAAAGAGAUAAAAACUUUCUGGACGAACGUGGAAAAGUUGGUGGAGUAUAAGCAACAAACAAGGCUCGAAGAAAAGAGGAAGCAAGCGCUGGACCAGCACUUAAAUUUCAUCGUGGGUCAAACGGAGAAAUAUUCAACCUGGUUGACGGAGGGGCUUAAUAAAACUGAAGGCUCUCAAAGUAUACCGGCUUCUAUAAAUAGUUCUCGAAUUUCUUCUCCGAUUCCACCUGGGAAAUCUCACUCCGAUGAGGACUUCCAACCUAAUCAAAGUUCGGACGACGAUGAGGAAACUAUAGCGAAAGCAGAAGAGGAACUGAAAUCCGUGACGAAUCAUAAAGAGGAAGUUGAAUUACUGAAGAAAGAAUCGGAAAUACCUUUAGAGGAUCUCUUAAAAGAACUACCGCCAGACUACUUAGAAAAUAGAAGUAAAAGCUUGUCACCUAUGUCGAAAGAAAUUAAGGAAGAAGAGAUCGAAAAGGCAGCGGAUGGAGACAUGGAUUUCGUUGCCGCAUCGGAUGAGUCCUCGGACGAGGAGGAAACAAUUAUGGAACAAGAGAAACUAGAGGCAAAUACGGAUUAUAAACAAGAAUUGGAUGAUCUUAAAGCUGAGAAUGAAAUGUCUAUCGACCAACUCAUGGCCAAAUAUGGGAACGUGGGAGAUGUUCCAAUGGACGUUGAACAAGAGUCCACUCAAGAUUUUGAUAAGGAAAGUGCAAAAGAGGAAGAGGGUCAAGAAAAUGAUGAGGAGUCCACAGAUGACGAGAGUGAAAGCGAGGAGAGCGAUAACGAAGUCGAAGACGAAUCUCAGACGCAAUCGGACAACGAAGCUGAUAUUGGGCUCAAGUCUCUAUUGGAAGAUAUAUCCAUGGAAAAAUCAACGGACGACAAGGCUGGGGAAAUUGAUCAUUCUAAUGCUCGCGAUGAAAUGGAUAAUGUAGCGGCACUGGCAGAAAGUAUUCAACCCAAAGGAAACACAUUGCUUACCACCAGUGUUGUCACAAAAAUUCCGUUUCUUCUGAAGCAUUCGCUUCGAGAAUACCAACACAUAGGAUUGGAUUGGCUUGUAACGAUGUACGAUAGGAAGUUAAAUGGUAUUUUGGCAGACGAGAUGGGUUUGGGUAAAACCAUACAGACGAUCGCUUUACUCGCGCACUUGGCGUGCGAAAAGGGUAACUGGGGUCCUCACCUUAUAAUAGUACCAACAUCUGUGAUGCUCAAUUGGGAAAUGGAAUGCAAGAAGUGGUGUCCUGGAUUUAAGAUUUUAACUUACUACGGAACGCAGAAGGAAAGAAAACAGAAAAGAACAGGGUGGACGAAACCUAACGCUUUUCAUAUAUGUAUAACGUCGUACAAGCUGGUCAUACAGGAUCAUCAAAGUUUCCGAAGAAAAAAGUGGAAGUAUCUCAUAUUGGACGAAGCACAGAAUAUAAAAAAUUUCAAAUCACAGAGAUGGCAAUUACUACUAAAUUUCCAGACACAGCGACGAUUGUUACUCACCGGUACACCUCUGCAAAACAAUUUGAUGGAACUGUGGUCGCUCAUGCAUUUCUUGAUGCCAAACGUAUUUCAGUCGCAUAGGGAAUUCAAGGAAUGGUUUAGCAAUCCCGUUACCGGAAUGAUCGAAGGCAACAGCGAAUACAAUGAAAAUAUUAUACGUCGUCUGCAUAAGGUCUUGCGCCCUUUUUUAUUACGGAGAUUGAAAACUGAGGUAGAAAAGCAAUUACCGAAGAAGUACGAACACGUUGUCAUGUGUCGUCUAUCAAAGAGGCAGCGAUAUCUGUACGAUGAUUUUAUGUCUAGAGCAAAAACAAAAGAGACUCUUGCCAGCGGUAAUUUGUUGAGCGUCAUUAACGUAUUAAUGCAAUUGCGGAAAGUAUGCAAUCAUCCAAAUUUGUUUGAAGUGAGACCUACUAUAUCACCGUUUCAAAUGGAGGCCAUCGAGUUUGUAACUGCGUCCUUAGUAUGGGGCGCUCUUGAUUACGAUCCGUUUAAGCAUAUCGAUCUGUCUAGUAUUAAUCUUUUUUUAUGCGAUCUGGACUUGACACUUACCGCGUUCGUGGCGCACAGAGUCAGGCGGUUGCAAACGCCGCGAAAACUCAUCGAGGAAAUAGACAGUCAACCGGAGCCACCUCCGAGAUGUCCACCUGGAAAAAUUAAAAUCAAUGUUAGGCUAUCUAAUCAAGCUAGACCGUCGUCUAUCCAACAGCAGACUCAAGCGAAGUUCAAGAACCUAGCUGGAAUCUUGCCUACUCCAAAAGUUGGAACGUCUCCUCUAAUUAAAACUGCGAAUAAUCAGAGUGCUCCGAGACAAGGUGUUACGUUGAAAGUAGCAAGUGGUCAGUUGCAGGGAUAUCCCGUACAACUGGUUCAACAUCAAGGCAGCGUGAAAGCGAUCCCUGUCGGGACACUAGCACAUAAUCCACAAAGUACAACAGUGACACCGACUACAGCAGCAACGAAUGCACAGAGGAUUACAGUAGGGAAUGCGAACAUUAGAGAUGGACUGCAACGACUAGCAACGCAGACUGUCACGUUUAAGCAAGGCGAUUCCGUCCAAAGAUUCUGUCUCAAAUCUCAGACUGUGCCUAGUUUCGCACAGGUGGUUCAAACAUCUACUGGUAGACAUAUCUUUUUGACUUCAAAUCAACAAAACACUAACACAGUUUCAUUUCCAGUGAUGAGUGGGCAACGUUUAACGGUUUUAUCGAAAUCUCUGAUGGGCCUAUCUACUUCGGCAGCUACGGUGAACAAAGUAAUAGGAGGAGUGGUGACUACUUCGAGUGGCACAAGUGGAAGACCUGUAAUGAGGGUACCGCCACUUAAUGUUACCGCCUCUCAAGCACAGUCCCCCACUGGUAAUGGACAACCGCAGCAACAGCAAUCGAUCCGUUGCGGUAUCGUCACGCGACACGCACAAAAAGAUACAGAAAAGGCACAAACGAAAGAACGUCCAAAAUCCGAAUUCUAUUUGCCGCAAUUAGAAGAAGAAAGGAAACAGAGACGUGAGGCUAAACUCGAACUUCUUGCGAACAUUAAUGAAAGACGAUGCGCCGCGUGUCCUCUUUACGGUGAGGAUCUGUUCAUGGCGCUGAGAAUUGGUAAACCGUCUACGGCUUGCCGAUGGCAUAACGGUUGGGUACACUGUGCGACGACUAAGAACAGCACGCGUACAAGGAAGCAGUUUUUCUCUCGCACAGAAGCGCUUGCGGAAGCUAUUAAAAGUACGGAGCAAAUUGUUGAAGAGUUGAAAGAAGUUUUCGAAAGGUUCGUCGUACACGUUCCCGCCGUGUGUGCUCCAACGCCACGUUUCCAUGUUUCGCAUCCUCCGCCACAUAAACUAUUCGGUCAACGGCGAAUGCAGAUGGAAUUGCAACGUCAGCUAUCGCCAAAAUUAGCAUUGUUCCAUCCAGUAGCAAGCGCAACGAUGACGCAGUUCCCCGAUCCCAGAUUAAUACAGUACGACUGCGGGAAGUUACAAUCGUUAGAUCAGGUCCUUAGGAAACUCAAAUCGGAGAAUCAUAGAGUUCUAAUAUUUACACAAAUGACGAGGAUGUUGGACGUGUUGGAGGCUUUUCUCAAUUACCAUGGUCACAUAUAUUUACGUUUGGACGGCACUACUAGAGUAGAUCAGCGACAGGUUUUGAUGGAAAGAUUUAACGGGGACAAAAGAAUAUUUUGUUUCAUUUUGUCAACGAGAUCUGGAGGUGUGGGCGUAAAUCUUACAGGGGCGGAUACCGUUAUAUUUUAUGACAGCGAUUGGAAUCCAACGAUGGAUGCCCAGGCGCAAGACAGGUGUCACAGAAUCGGACAAACCCGAGAUGUGCACAUCUAUAGGUUAGUAAGCGAGAAGACUGUGGAAGAAAACAUAUUGAAAAAAGCAAAUCAGAAGAGACUGCUCGGAGAUCUAGCGAUCGAGGGUGGCAAUUUCACAACUGCAUACUUCAAAAGUUCCACGAUUCAAGAUCUCUUUAAUAUUGAUCAAUCGGAGAACGAUGCGUCGACUCGAAUGGCCGAGGUACUGGAGCAAAACAGAGAUCGGGAGAAGUUCUUGCAAAAGGACGGUCAGGGAUCUUCGGUCGAGGAUAAAAUAGCGAUGGGUGCGCUCGAGAGCGCGCUUGCUGCCGCCGAAGAGGAUCUCGACGUUCAAGCUGCGAAGACUGCCAAGGCCGAGGCUGUUGCCGAUCUCGCGGAGUUCGAUGAAAAUAUACCUUUGGAUGAUGCAGACAAAGAUGAUACGCAAGUUAGCAAGGCCGAGCUCGAAGUGCAGAACUUAGUAUCUCAGUUGACGCCGAUAGAACGGUACGCUAUGAAGUUUGUCGAAGAGUCGGAAGGCGCGUUUUCCUCGGCGCAACUGGCCGCAGCUGAACGCGAGCUCGAGGAGCAGAAGAAGGAAUGGGAACUGGAUCGUUUACGCGCGCUGCGGGAAGAAGAGGAGAGGCGUAUGCGUCUAGCCGACGACGACGAGAAGCCGUUAACGUUCGGACGUGAGGAUGCGCAAAAUCAGGUUAAUAGUGCUAGUAAUUCUAAGAAAUUAGUCAAUAAGAAACUCCCACCGAAUAGGAGGAGGAAUUCGCGUAAGAAUAUUAGUAAAAGUGCUCAAGAAUCGGAAAGUGAUACUGACACUACUACCGAGUCUGAGUCUGAAUCGCAGGAAGACGUAGUCGAAGAUAGUCUCGAUGAAGAGUCGAGUCAUACGGAGAGUCAGAGUCAGGGCGACGAGGAUGAGGAGGAGGAAGAGAUGAACGAUCAGAACGAUUCGGAGAAAGGGGAAUAUCCGAAGCGUAAGAACCGUUCCAACAAGUCGUUCAGUCAGAACCACUUCGAUUUGAAUAGUCCGCGAACGAGAUCUAGGGGUAACGUUAAAAUCAACUUAUGGACUUUGGACGUGAGUCCGAUCUUGCCGGGUAUAAAACCCAAGUGUCGCGGUAGAGCCAGUAACCUACGGAAACAACGCGAGCUCGAGAUGAGGAUCAAAGCGCAGGGGAAACGUUUCGUGCCACCGGGUUUGAGUUGUAGAAAAUUCAAUAUCACGAAUUCUUCGAGUAAAUCCGACGACGAAGAUAGUACAACUCAGAAAGAAGUAUCCGAUACGGAACAGAUGGCGAUCGACAAAGAAGAGAAUUGUAAAAUGGUUCAAAAUCAUGCAAAAUCGGUGCGCGAUUCUUUAGAUAUGGAAACGUGUUCUCAGUCGGAUAAUUCGUCUGUCACGUCGGAACAGUAUAAAGAUUCGGAAUCUAGUUUGGUCGAUGAAAAAGUGUGCGAUGAUGUAAGUCAAGACAAUCCGGAACAAUACAGUAACUCCGAACCGGAGACGAACAGUAAUGAUGAGUCGGAAAAUUUUAGCAUCGAUUCAGCAUCGCAAAACAGUAACUCUAAUUCGCCAGCUAUACAAUCGAACAGUUCGAAACAUACCUCCGAUUCGAAAUGUUUGAAGAAUUCGAUAACGUUGGACAUAGAUGAAGAAAUUAGUAUAUCGGGAAAUUCAACGAUUACUCCUUUGAAAAAUAAAAUGACUGUUCAAGAUAAUGUUGAAACAAAUUCUAUCGAAGAAAAAGAAGAGUCUUGUGAAUCGAGAACAUCUGAAAAUAACUACAGUAUCGUGGAUGAACUACAAGAUAACAGCGUUUCCGAUGAUGAACGUACAAGGACCGAUGCGAGACCACACAGCGCCGUCGAUACAAAAAAGAAAACAACCGUAGAAGAAACUCCAGUGAAUGAGGAACAAUACGAUGAAAGUACUUUAGGCUUGCAAGAUCAGUCUCCCAGUGAAAAGGAAUCGAAAUCUGUGAUAGGAUCAAGCUCUAGUCAGGAGUCCAAUAUCAGCGAACAGAACUGUACUAAGUCGGAUGAGUGCACGCGUGACGAGGAUAAAGGAAAUAUCCAAUCUACUUCGAAAACCAGUGACAAUACUUCUUGCUCCAAUACUACGAGUUCUAACAGCUCCGAAACGAGCGAAACCAAGGAUAAAUUUCGAAAACCGAGUUUAGUAUCUUACGGAGUGAUCACAAGAAGCGCAAAAUUAAAUCUUAGCAUAGGAAAUACGGAAAAUAAGAAUUCGAGCGCGCACUCAUCUAACGAGUCUAGCGAAUCGAGACAGAAUCAAGAAAACGAAGCUUCGCAUCCGACUACUCCUCGUAAGGAAAUCAGUAAGACUCGAAGACCCGAUACUCCUCGGCCUACAGCAGAAUGCAGUAGUAGUAGAGUUACGAGAUCGAGCGCUGUUCGUUCGUUCACACCACCUCCGAGUAGCAAUGCGAGUUUUUCCAAAACGAAACGACCGGACACUCCGAUGCCCGAGUGCUUCAAAGCGUCAUCCCGACCAACAACGAGAUCCAUGCCAUGUAUUCUCCCGCAACCAAGUAACGAAGAACAAAACACGUGUGAGAAGCGAACGACUCGUAGCUCUAAGACUUUGGACAAUGGUUUCAUGAGUCCGCCUCCUCCGUUUAAAAGAAGUAGUUCGAUACCGCCGACAAAACCAUCGUCCGAGACGAAGGACUUCGCUGUUCCUGUUACGACCCGGUCCAAGAGGAACAGCGAAUCUUCCAAUAUAAAUACGAACCCCAGGCGACGACCGGACACGCCAGUUCCUACGUUUGAGCAAGUGUCGAGAGUCACCAGAUCCGGACUAAAUUUCACAUUGAACUCGGGGAAAUCGAAUCACGUGUCGAGAAGUAAUAAAAAUGCUCGGAAAUCAGAUUCGUCUUCCGAUCCGAAAACGCAGGUAGAAGAAGCUUCAAACUUAAACACGGAUUCGAACGGGAACGCGGUUGUAUCGGAAACGUUCGCGAAACAGGAAGACACGGCGUUAUCUCUUUACAACGACGAGAGACCGCAAAGAACCGCUAAAGUCGUCGCUAUUCUUACUCUGGAUACGAGAAACAACCACGUUAGUAAAGCCUCCAGUUCCGUUCAUUCGAAGUCGUCUAAUUGCAAUUCCACCGACGCGAAGAAUACUAAAAAAAACGCCGAUUCUAAUUCGAACACCGCGUCCGAUUCGACAGGAAAAAAUUGCCUCAGGAUCUCCGACGUUACAUCCAAUUGUAAAGUAGACAGAUGGUGCGAAUCCGGUGUAGAUAUAGACUCUUCGAACGUGCUUUCCAAGGUAGUACGUACUUAUUCGAAUACCAAGAAGCCGGGAAAAGCGUCGCCGUUGAAUAAAAGCGCGACGCUGAAUGCCAAUCAUAAAACUGAUAAGGUCCCGUUGCCUGUACAAUCGGCGGUGAUAGCCUUGGUGGACUUAGACAACGAUCCCAAUUACGAUUCGUCCGACGGAUCGCAAAGAUUGAGAAGAAAGCUAAAGCGAACGCGAUUAUCCUCGUUUACGAAGUCCUUGAAGGAAGACGAGCCGCAGGUGAACGCGUUAGACGAUGAAGAACAGAUACCGCCAAAAAAGUCGGUUCGUUCGCAGCUUCCUCCUCCUCCUUCGUCGCAAUCCAUGCAGCUGGAGAAGAUAAAUAGUGGUUCUAUAUCUUGAGUCUCGCUAAAACUUUAUCGCUGUAACAUUUAGCAGCGUGUUUGUAUAAAUAUUCGAAUCAUGUUUCGAAGAACAUUGUUCUCGGACGACUACCAUCACAUGGAAUCGCGUUCGGGUGAAACCGGUCGAAGGUUCCAAGAUUUUCUUAAUUUUCACAACACGAUCCUUGUAUAUAAUCACGAAGAUAAAGAUAAGUGAGAAGUUUCUUUCGUUGUACUGAGUACACGCUCUGUAAUAUUUUUAGAAUUGUAAAUUAUAGUCUCUCUUGUAAAGGUUUCGAAUGUCUUUUAAGCGGCAUUGUAAUUUAUACUUGGUGAUAAAAAAAAGAGUGGAACGAUUAAAAAUCAUCCGGCUGUACCAUAAUAGGAUAUAGAGACGAGGAAAGGAAAAAAUAAUUCACUAAUAGCUAGUUCCAUUAGUACGCUACGAGUCUGCCGUUUCUCGGAACGAGUUUGUGGCGUUAACAAUCGUUAAACAAAUAUGAAUUGAAAUAGACAUUCGAUACGGAAGUAAAAAGGAAUCAACAAUAAUACUGUGAAUGCGUCGGUACUUUGCUCUCGUGUGUAACGCCUUGUGUCCACGUAACUUUGCAAGGUAACGACCCGAUUGCAUUGCUAGAUUUAAGAAGUUCUUCGUUUAAACGGUAUGCCCCACUGUAAUAUUUAAGUUGCGUGCCUGUAUUUUGUAUGAUCGAGUGAGUCCGAGAAAGGAAAUAAACAAAAUAUUCCUUGCUACUAUAA